Rhineura floridana is the source of this 588-nucleotide messenger RNA. Its product is annotated as protein LDOC1-like. Bases 1 to 588 code for a protein of 195 amino acids. The record is from RefSeq and is a predicted model, not a curated record. The transcript is spliced from 2 exons. Lineage: Eukaryota; Metazoa; Chordata; Lepidosauria; Squamata; Rhineuridae.
AUGCUAACUGAAGUUCAGAGCCUAAGAACUGAAACCCAGUCUCUUCGAGCAGAGAAUCAAGCCCUGCGUCUCCAGAUGACCCAGCUGGUCACUCAGGGACUCCCCAUGCAACAGGUGCAGGAAGUCACCCAGCCUCAGCCGACACCCAGAAGCAAGCCCCCGGUGGGAAUGCCAGCCCACUAUGGGGGAAAAGUUGAGCAAUCCCUUGCCCAGUGUGAACUGUACACGCGUGUGCGACAGUCGGAGUUUCCAAACAACAGUGUGAAGUUGGCAUUCAUCAUUAGUCUUCUAGAAGGAGAGGCUGCUCAAUGGACCACCCUGCGGCUGCUGCGAAAUGAUCCUGUCUUGAUCCAGUAUACUGCCUUUGUUAAUGCCAUGGCCAAGAUCUUCCGGGAUCCCCAGCACAAGAAAACAGUGUCCAGGCAGUUGGGGCGCUUGAAACUGGAAAAGCACAAGUUUGCCUAUAACAACUCUGUGCGUGCCUCGAUGCAGCAGACCCCGUCCUUUGCCAUCCUGGGGUAUCAUCUGUGCACCUUUGCCCACCCCAGUGUUUCCCCAGUGGUUCCAGUGGUGGCAGAGUUUGUGUAG